Molecule: messenger RNA, 1776 nt
Organism: Acanthochromis polyacanthus (spiny chromis)
Lineage: Eukaryota; Metazoa; Chordata; Actinopteri; Pomacentridae
Gene: med7
Product: mediator complex subunit 7
Exons: 2
Coding region: 154-918 (254 amino acids)
Biological process (GO): regulation of transcription by RNA polymerase II
Cellular component (GO): mediator complex
Molecular function (GO): transcription coregulator activity
Source: RefSeq, a predicted model, not a curated record
CCAAUAGAGUUAGAACAGAAACGAACCAUCUUGUUAGUGUGAACAGAAGCAGCUAAGCUAGCCAUGAGCUAACUGUCCGGUCCUGUACUUAAGUGACAUUUCACAUUUGAAGUCUACGUUGAGCAUCUAAGGGUCUUCUAGAAGGUGCACAUCAUGGGUGAACCACAGCAGGUCAGCGCUCUGCCUCCUCCGCCUAUGCAGUACAUUAAGGAGUACACAGAUGAAAAUAUCCGGAAGGGUCUGGCUCCCAAGCCACCUCCACCUAUCAGAGACAGUUACAUGAUGUUUGGCAACCAGUUCCAAUGCGAUGACCUUAUCAUCCGGCCUCUGGAGAGCCAAGGCAUCGAGAGACUCCAUCCUAUGCAGUUUGACCACAAACGGGAGCUCAAGAAACUCAACAUGUCCAUUCUUGUGAACUUUCUGGACCUGCUGGACAUCCUUAUCAAAAGUCCUGGCAGUAUAAAGCGUGAAGAGAAGCUGGAGGACAUAAAGCUUUUGUUUGUUCAUAUGCACCAUCUGAUCAAUGAGUACAGGCCUCACCAAGCCAGGGAGACACUGAGGGUGAUGAUGGAGGUGCAGAAGAGACAGAGGCUAGAGACGGCAGAGAGGUUCCAGAAACAUCUGGAGAGGGUGGUGGAGAUGAUCCAGGGGUGCCUUGCCUCACUACCUGAUGACUUACCUCAGCUGGAGGGUUCAGAAGGCCCUGGUGAUGGGACAAAGAGUGUGUCUGCAGCAGUUGGUGUUGGUGGUUCCUCUGGGCAGGCCCCCAGGCUAAAAACAGAACCUAUGGAUGUAGAGGAAGCAGGCGGCAGCUGCAUGGCAGCAGGUCACCAGGACAAGAACAUCCCCACAUCAAAGAGGGACAAAAUAUGGGACCAGGAUGCUGCCAUGUGCAGUAUUAUUGAUGAAUUAGCCUAGGUGUAAUUCUGGGUAGUUGUUUGUUUUCUACACAUACAUGGUGUUUUUGUGUUGUACUUGGUGUAAAUAUGAAUAUGUUUUUCUGAUUUUUCUGGGCCUGAAAUUCUACUUGGUGUUGAAUGGUGCUUUGUUUUGAACCUAUGAUAUAGGCACUAUUACCAAUUCCUGUAAAGAUAUUCAAGAAAUUGAAGUAUUUCACAAAUCCAUUGGGCUGCCAAUUUUCAAUUGUUUGCAAUAAAACCAAUAAAGAAAAUCCUCUUUGGCAGUAGGAGUGCAGUGCGGUCACCACAGCUCAAGGGUAGACAUAUCAGGUCACAAAAUUUAAUGCAAGCACGCGAGCUGCAGCUAUCAGUUAUUUUAGUAAUCGACUACUCUAUCGAUUAUUGUGGCAAUUAAUCGAGUAGUCGGAUCCUGUGCUUGACAUGCACAGUACAGCAUCAAAAAUGGAAGUGUGUGCGCUGUGCAAAAGAAAUAACCGUCCUGGCAGAACAGGAUGGUGUGGUACAGGGGUAUUCAACUAAAACUCAAAACCAUGGGAACUCCACAUGUAUUUAGUUGGUGAUGCAGAAGCCACAUAAAUAUGCUUUCAUGUUUAAACUGCUGGUGUUGCAGCUGAUAAGAAAACUGAUCAGUUUGUCGGUAUUUAUUACACAGAAUUUUCAAUUAGUACCAUCAGUUUCACUUUGAUUUGGCCACAAAUUAAAAUGAUUUCCUUCAAUAUGAGAGUGUCAGACCUACAUGCACUUCAGUACAAUAUCAUGUUUGAAUAUAUGAAGUUUGAUACUUUUAUUGAGCAGCUGUCUCCUAGAAAUAAUCAGCUGCAGUGAUCGGAAAAAUAAAUAAAUUAUGCAUAUGUAA